Messenger RNA from Oreochromis niloticus (Nile tilapia), 6332 nucleotides. RefSeq names its product transcription activation suppressor b (gene tasorb). Lineage: Eukaryota; Metazoa; Chordata; Actinopteri; Cichliformes; Cichlidae. Bases 139 to 5103 code for a protein of 1654 amino acids. Gene Ontology annotation, cellular component: nucleoplasm; heterochromatin. Gene Ontology annotation, molecular function: chromatin binding. Gene Ontology annotation, biological process: negative regulation of gene expression, epigenetic; protein localization to heterochromatin. The transcript has 23 exons. The record is from RefSeq and is a predicted model, not a curated record.
GCGUUUUGCAGUGGUGGAGAAGAACGUGUACGUCAUUUUCACAAUGGCGGAGGCUGGGUGAGGAGGAGAGUGUGUGUGUACAGCGGCGCCGUAAUCGUUAGAGCUACAUUGUCUUUAAUACGUGCACGGUGCCCGAAAAUGGCCCUGAACCCCAGCGCGGUGGGAAAAAGGGACUCAGAGUGUACCGAGACGACCGAUCUCCACCCGGACGGUGGCGAGCCCCAGAAGAAUUCAGCCGCCACCUCGGCCACAGCCAACCAAAAUGGCGAUCAGCCUGGAUGUGGAGACAGUGUAAUGCCCGAACAAGAAGCCCCUGAGCGGCGGAGGAGCAUGCAGGCGGACGCUCGGAGCUUCAGCAGUUCUCCUCUGCCUGCCCAGAGAUCGACCGAUGAGCUGCCACGGAGAAAUUUCCAAAUCCCGAGGAAGAUACGCGAACGGAAAGGCUUGUACCAGUUUCUGCCCCCCGAGAGCCGGGAGUUUGAGGACCUCGUGAAGAUCAUCUCCUCGUUUUACCUGGACGCAUCAUCGCGAGGAACCUUCACCUACUGCAAGGCCAGGCUAAUUCACAAUGAGCUGCUGGAGAAAGAGUUCAUAGAAAAGCGGAGAGAGAUGAAGCAAGAGGGCCGGACCGAACAAGAACUCGCUGAGUCGUACUGCUUCCUUUUCCCAGACAAAUCCAAGCUCCAGUGGAUCUGUGAGAAAGGUUUAUCAGUUGGACACUGUAAGAUUAAUACACUAGGAAAUCCAUCAGUGGGUGUUUACCUCUCCAAAUAUUCCGAUUUGUUACAAAUCAAUCCUUUUGAAGUGGGCGCGUUUGGAGACAUGAUCAUUUUUAAAGUUAUGAGGGGACGAAUAAAGCACAUCCACGAGAACACGCCGAAGAAUGCAAUCGAGUCUUCACCCAAGUUUGACUGUCACUUGUCCAAAAGUGCCAACAGGGUUACAUCUUUGCUGUCUUACAGAGCUUUUGAGCUCACGCAGCAAUAUUUUUUUGAGUUUGCAUUUGAUGAGAUCAAAGCGCGGCCCAGGCACGUGUGCCCCUACGCUGUGGUUUCCUUUCAGUACAAAGGCAAGGAAGCUGCAGCAACUCCUAUGACUGCACACAGGUUUAACACUAUUUCCUCUGAAGGAAGUAAAGGGAAGAGCUGCUACACUGUGUGGAGUGGUCCACUAGUAAACAAGGGCCAGGAGUUGUUCCCUAUCUGUUUACGAUCCUCCCUGCGUCCUUACCUUCCUUUUAAACUGCCUGAGAAGUUAGAGGUGAAUCGGGGCAUGCAGCUAGAGCAGGUGAAGCGAAAGAUUCCCUCAGUGCUCUUUUCCUGGGACACCUACAGCGUCUCACGGGAAGUUAUGAAGUGUGGGAUGUCCUGCAGCCUGUUUGAGGUGGUGGACGGAAAAGGCAAACCAACCAGCGGCAGCUUGGCCGCUCUGGUCAACAAACUGGAGAGAGACCGGAUGGUGCUGGUGAAGUCCUUAUUUGACAGAGGCUUUCUCUUCCUGUUGUCCUCGGCUCAGAUGGUUGAGUCCAAAGAGCGGCGGGGGCGGGUAGAGAAGAACCUGCAAGCAUUAUUCAUCUUUCAGGAGCCAAGGAUGAUCGUCAAGUACUCAUCGAGGCUGUUCGAGCCAGACCCGCUGACGGUGGAGCCUCAGCCGGCUUUCUUGUCAUCCAUGGAGUCUUUCAUCCCCGCAGUGCACUACGGCCUGUUCAAGUUGCGCCCAAACCCAGGCAAGGACCUGAGCUCCGGGGUGGAGCGUCAGGCCACCGAUUACCUAACUCGUAUGGAUUCGGGCACAGUGCGUCCAUUCAUUCUACCUGACUACAAAUAUAAUGUAAAUGAAAGGACGAACCCCGUCACAGCACCCAGACCCAAAUGUAACAUGGAUGCUGUGCUGCGAUCGUACAUUCACAACCCCGCAAACUAUAUUUUACCUCUGAACAAGGCAAAGGACAUCAUUGAACGAAUACGGAACCCUGCACCCGUACCCGCACCCGCUCCAGCCCCAGUGGAAUACAGCCCUGUUUCUGACUGGGGCGGCUCGGACAGGGGCUCGGACAGAGCAGAGAGACCCUCAGAAAGGCUGUCCCAGGAGAGGACGCCUUCAGAGAGGCAAGCCCAGGAAAAACCGCCGGCUGACAGCAGCGGCAGUAGUAUUAGUAGUAGCAGUAGCAGUAGUAGACGGAGGCCUGGGGUGGCCCAUUCAAACGGAGCCCAGAUGCAACACAAGCCCCACGAUGAGUCCCAGCCUCAGCCACAGAGGUUGAGGCUGUCCCAGAACGAGUACGAUAAAGACAAAAUGAAACAGCUGCUUAAGCUGAUUCAGCUUCAUAAGAAGGCACUCGUGAAGGAUCCCGGGAAGGACCGGGGGGAGGACGGCGCCUGGGAUGCCAACAGUCUGAAAAGGAAAUUUGAAGGGGACGAGAGAGGAGGCGCGAACAAACAUCAACGCACAGAUCAGCUGAGCAACGGGGAACCCAGCAGAGGUGCACAAGGGGACGACCUUGUGGAUGAGGGUGGGCAGAACGAAAAUCUGACAGCAGUGAUGGAGAGCAUGGGCAUCUAUGACACCGACCUAAGGGCCCGUGGCAACACCAAUACCUCAGCCGUCAGCGAGACCCAACGCCUUCUCAAGAUCCUCCUGGCCACACUCAAUAAAGCUGUGGCUCAGGGUUCAGUGUCUGCAGACUCGAACCACGGUGAACCAUCAACAGGUUCAGGAAGGGGGGAACCCGCUUACCACGACCCGGACCAUAGGAAACAAAACGAGCCUCCGUCACAAACGAACUACGCCGAGGAGGACAUGGACUGUAGCCCAGGUAGUCCAUUCAGCCCGGGCUCCCCACCAGAGCAAAGACGCACAUCAGAAAAUGCAACCUGGGAUAUCCCCUCCAACGAAGACAAAGCGCAGCCAUUUAAUGAGCAGAAGCCCGAUCCGAAGCCCGAGGCAAAACCCGAGCUGAAGUCCGAGCCGAAGCCUGAGCUGAAGCCUGAGCCAAAGCCUGAAUUGAAACCCGAACUGAAGUCCGAGCUGAAGCCUGAGCCAAAGCCUGUGCCAGUUGCAGCUCCAGCGGCAGACAUGGACCUAGAGCCGAAAACGCCUGCCGUUGUGGAAGUAAAAAAGAUGCCUGUACCCACGCUACCUGCUGUAGAGGAAGUUCCAUUCAGGCCCUCCAUCAGCUUGGACACAAUACUAAAUCAGGAAAUUCACAGCCUGUCUUCUGACAUUAAAAAUAUCAUGCACACUCACCACAUCAGCUAUACCUCGCAGCUGCCCCCGCGGUUGCCUCCACGCCACUGCUGGGUGCCCAGCAGCUGUUUCUCACACUUUGUUGCGCCCUACGUCUCCCCUGUCCCCAUUCAGGGGCACGUCAAAGCGCUGUGUGAGAAGAUGGACAAGUUGAUCCCAGCCCCACCUGCUCCCUCCAAGGUCACUUCUCCACCUCCCCUAGUGACAACAUCUAAUCUUACUACCCCACCCCCUGCCCCCAUCCCGACCACCAAAACGAAAGCAGAGCCCUCCCUGUCAAAGAGCACCGCCUCCUCACAGAGCAGUAAAACAAGCGCCAUCAAAGAGAUGACAUCCACUAAGAUUAAAUCGGAAGCCCCGUCAACAGAGAUGGGGGGAGAGAUCUACUCUCCUUCUCAAGUCACAGCGGAGUCUCCGGAGCAGAACUCGCAAAACCCAGGCGCCGCUUCUGGCAGUGGGCCUGGCCUGCUAGCCGGCAGCCUGAUUGGUCAAUUGAAACCCGAAGUUUUCAGCAGCCUGGUGGAGAUUUUUAAGGACGUUACCAAGAAUACAGUUAAAUUUUACAUUUAUUCUGGAGACGAGGGGGAGGAGAGCGCUGUCUGCAAGGAGAUCAAGGAGUACUUGAAAAGUCUUGGCAACAGCGAGUGCAGCCCGCAGACAUUUUUGGAAAACAGCAGCAGUUUGGAUAAGCUCCUCAUCAUCAUUCAGAACGAGGACAUCGCAGCACAUGUGCAUAAGAUCCCGGCUCUGGUGUCUUUGAAAAAGUUGCCUUCGGUGAGCUUUGCUGGAGUGGACAGUCUGGACGAUGUCAAGAACCACACUUACAAUGAGCUCUUUGUGUCCGGUGGCUUCAUGGUGUCUGAUGAGUUUGUCCUCAACCCUGAUCUUAUCACGCAGGAUCGUUUGCAGGGGCUGCUGAAGUUCCUGGAGGAACAGAGCACCCCUGAACACCCCUGGCAGUGGAAGGUUCACUGUAAGUCCCAGAAGAAACUUAAAGAGCUUGGGAGGUUAAACACUAAUGCAAUGGGGCUGCUGAACCUUCUGACAGCCUAUCAGAAAAAGCAUUUAGUGGAGUUCCUCCCGUAUCACGAGUGUGACACGCAGUCACGGCAGGCUCCAGAUCUGGACUGCCUCAUCAAACUCCAAGCUCAGCACACACAACAGCGACACCUCAUCUUCCUCACAGAGAGACCGUUUGAGAUGUUCCUGCAGUACUCCAGAAAUGGAAUCGUGAUAGCGAGCAUCGACGAUAUUAUGAGCGGUUUCCACAGUCUCAUUGGAUCCAUUAAUCAGAAUGAGCUUCCUACGCCUCCUUCUACUGUAGUGAAUGAUGAGUGUGUGGAAGAGGAGGACAUGUCAUUAGACUCUGAUGAUGGCGAACCACCAACCAUAUUAGAUCCUCCAGAGCAAAAGCAGCAAGUUGCAAAGAAGCCUCCGCAGCCACCCCCGCCAGAGAACGAGUUUCGUCCUCCGCUCCCAGACCAGCAGACCACCCCUGAGACGACGCCUACACUGUCUAACUACAGUGCUUUCAAAACAGCCAUCUCUCAGUUCAAAGCCACGAACCAGAUAGGCAUGGGCUCUUCAGACAUUGGCAGCUUGUCACCGGGAGGUUUCCCUGUGAAUCCCCACCAGAGCUUCCUGUGCCCUUCGGCCUCGUGGUCAUCAUAUACGGGUUCCUCUAGCUACACGGCCUCCCCAGCCUAUCCCGCCUCCCCCUGCAGCGGCACACAGGAACCUCCAACCACAGUUUCUUCCGGAGCCCCAACCCCGCCUGUCAUGCCCCCAGCAGGACCUCUAGCCAACCUGGCCUCCCUCCCCUUGGAGGUCAAGCCUCCCCCUCCCCUCACCUCAUGAUGCUGGGUCAUGGAUAUAGCUCGGACGCUGGAGGAGCGGGAGCUGCUGGGACCUCUCCCCUCACCACCACAGUCCCCCCCUUCACAGACCAUAAUGACGCAACUCAGCCAGGUUUCAUGGCUGGGACUCCUAAGAAUGCUAGUGGGACCCCCACUCAACCGGACAGGACACUCAGUGGACCUGGGGACGGGGUAUGGGGGACUGCAGGGACCACAGCUUGUGACAAUGCAAGCAACCCGGGCGUGGUCCCACCUGCCCUGGUGGAUCCCAGUGGGCUCACUAAGACUGGAGAAGCCGUUAUAGGCAGCACCCCUUGUAGUCAGGGGGUCAGGACUCAGGUGAAUUGCGCUGAUGGCCUUGGUGCAUCUGUGGGUAUUCCCAUAGUACCCACAAGGGGGGGCUCUGUACUCAGACCUAAGCUGCCUCCACAUCCAAUGUCUGGUGUGGGCUAUGGCAGUAUAGGUUGCAUGCCUCCACAUAUGGAUCACAGGCCAAUGAUGGGUGCUAUGGGCCCGGGUUCUUUAGGGAGUUAUCGAGGGAGAGGAGUCCCACCUGUAGGACUAUGGCCUCGGCCCGGGCGAGGGCACGAACGAGGCGGUGGGACUGGAGGUGGACCCUGCUCUUGGGGUUACCCAGCAGGCAGGGGUGGGCCACCAAAUUAUUACACAGACUAUUCAUAUUCUCACAAUUAUGCCCCUGAAUAGACAAUCAACAUGAUCCAAGGGGCAACACAAACACCAUACACCAGAGACUAUAAGUGCUGGCUGAAUGUAUAUAUUUCCUUGUCAUAAAUGCAUUGAUUUAAAGCAGAAAAUAAGGAUCCUGGUUUUCUACAUUAAUAAAAAUUGAUACAGGCAGGGUUGAGUGUCCUACUGUCGUGUAAACUGUCUGUACACUCUUUCCAUGUGAGCUAUUUGAGACCCUGUUCAAACCACUAUAUUUAUAUUUGCCAACAAAUGUUAAUGGCCUUCCAGCUUCUCAGAAUUAAUCAUGUUCUGUUUGUCCCAGUUUGGAAACGGUUUGUGAACAAGGGGAAAGGCUGAUAUUUUUUUAAAGAAAAAAAAAAGAGUGAAUGAAAUUUCACUUUUGCUGUUGGUUUUCUUUUAUUUUUUAUUUUUAUUUACACACUCGGUUGUCCAGAAUUCUAUGAAAAAUAAAACAUUUCAAAUCUUGUGUGUGUGAUGGGUUUGAUGACGGUGUCAAACAAACCAUUAAAAAGAUAAAUCCCA